Messenger RNA from Penicillium griseofulvum, 1362 nucleotides. Its product is annotated as Major facilitator superfamily domain, general substrate transporter. Lineage: Eukaryota; Fungi; Ascomycota; Eurotiomycetes; Eurotiales; Aspergillaceae. The record is from RefSeq and is a predicted model, not a curated record. Gene Ontology annotation, biological process: transmembrane transport. The transcript has 4 exons. Bases 1 to 1362 code for a protein of 453 amino acids. Gene Ontology annotation, molecular function: transmembrane transporter activity.
AUGGCUGUUACCACUGAGGUCGUCACAAUCCUUUAUAGUGACGACGGUUUCUCUGUCAAUGUUCACGGUAUCUUCCCCGAUUCACUGAUAUCUAAACGAAGAGAGUAUUGGAACAGCAUCCUCCUCAUAUCCGAAGCCAUCUCAGCACUUGCAUGCUGUCCGCUAUUUGGACACUUGCUAGACGUCUCUGGAACACGCCAGGCGCCAUAUUUAUUUGGGAUCAUGUUAUUGUUCGCAUCUAUGGUCAUUUUCACAGCUUCACACACAGUGACAUGGUACAUAAUCGCCAGGGUGCUCCAAGGCGCAGCAACAGCCAUGGUUUCGGUAGCUGGUCUUGCAAUCAUGACUGAUGUAGUAGACAAAGCGAGUCUUGGACAAACGAUUGGAUACCUCGGCACAGCCAUGACAUUGGGACUUAUAUCUGGUCCACUACUGGGCGGAGUGGUUUACGGAGUCGGGGGAUUCUAUGCUGUUUUUGGUAUGGCUUUUGGGAUCAUUGCUCUUGACUUCUUUCUCAGACUUGCUGUUAUUGAGAAGAGGAGUGCUGAACGUUGGCUGUGCCUCACUGAUGGCGAGCGGCCAAGUCAGGAGAAUGGUUAUAUCCCCGAGCAGCCGCCAUACGGAACUAUGGGGACUAUAGCCAGUAAUGGUCAUAGUGCCACGGAAAUUUAUAAGAAUACUUUUGCGCUGGGGAAGCUACUGAAGCAGCCACGGAUUCUUAUUAGCCUUUGGGCAGUUAUAGUUGGGGCUCUUGUGGUCUCGGCAUUUGAUGCGACACUCCCAGUCUUUGUGGAGGAUACAUUCCAGUGGAGUGUUCUAGGUGCUGGUCUGAUAUUCUUGCCAGGUGCUUCAGUAGCUAUUUUCCAACCCUUUUUUGAAUUUUUAUCUGAUCGCCUCGGAUCGAGAGUGAUUGCAUGUGCAAGCUUUGUCAUUCUAGGCCCGAGUCUGAUUUGUCUUCGUUUCGUUGGGGAAAACUCGCCAUCGCACAUAGCUCUUCUUGGUGUGCUUCUGGGCCUUAUUGGAAUGUGGAUCGACUCAUGCAAGCGGGCCUUGAUAAUGGAGAUUCAGCGUAUCCUGGAUGACAUGGAAGCCGAAGACCCGUGGGUCUUUGGGGGUAGGGGAGCCGUGGCUCAGGCUUUUAGCUUAGAGAAUAUGGCACGUUUUGGCGGUUUGGGAUUAGGACCUAUGGUGGGUGGGUUUGUGGAGUUCCAAUAUGGCUGGAAAGUUAUGACUCUUGGGCUGGGAGUUCUUUCUGCGAUUACUGCUAUGCCUAUGUUAUGGCUCAGUGGUCCUACGAAAGACGUCUCCUGGACUGAGUCUGCUGAUGAAGAAAUGGAACGUGAAUUCCUGCUGGGGGAGUAG